AUGGACGGAUUAUGUAAGCCACGACAAUAUAAAAUUUUCAAAGAUGCGUUUUUUACACCAGCCCUCACUUUCCCUCUGCAGCCACUAAUGCCGAAGUAUGUUUUCGAGAAUGGCCUAAGAAAAGUCCUACCGUACUAUGUCAACUAUCAAACACACGCAAAACAGAGAUGGGUGGGGCGUACCUUACUUGACACCUACAUCAAUGAUUUCGGUGAGCUGGCAGAGAGUGUAAUUAAGGACAUUGAACAAUGUAAACUAUAUAUUGUUAGCAAUGUAGGCACAUCUCUUCCUAGUGAGUCAUUGACUGGUUUUGAUGUAUUGUCACUGAGGAAAGUUGAGAGCAAGGACGUUAUCCACCAUUUAAAACACAAACACGAGCCAGCAAUACCUUGGCAUGGGGAAAUCCCCAUAGUUUACGAAGAUGAGGAAAUCAUCGUUGUAAACAAGCCGUCUGGAAUACCUACUCACCCUUCUGGUAACUACAACUGUAACACGCUUUCCGAAGUUGUCAAAGAUAUGUACGGAUUCGAUUCGAUUUGGACCUGUCAUCGUCUCGAUAAAGUAACAAGUGGAAUAUUAAUAUUAUGCAAAUCCAGGAAUUCUGCGGUCAAGUUCCUGAAUUUAUUGCAAGACAAGAGGAAUAGAGUUAGAAAAGUGUACUUGGCUAGAGUGAAAGGUGAGUUUCCUGUUGGGAAACAGAUCUACAACUGUCCCAUUUUUGCUGUAAACAUGAAUGGGUAUCUACAGCCUGGAGAUUUAAAGAACUUACAAGCAGAUACAACAACCAUAUUCCAAAGUAUAAAGUACAGUAAGAUCCUUGACGAAAGUGUUGUGAAGUGUCAGCCAAUAAGUGGAAAAUUUCACCAGAUUAGGAUUCAUUUACGUAAUCUAGGCUUCCCUAUAUCAAAUGAUCACUUUUAUAACCCUGAUGAAACAUCUAAAACGUAUUUUGCCAAAUCAAAGUUGGAAUUGGAGUUGUACGAAAAGUUGUUUCAAUCUCACCCUGAAUUCAAAUUCACAGCCGCAUCAGAUGAUCUACUCAAUAUUCCAAAAACUAUCAAUUUGUUAAACAUAAUCAACUAUAACGCAAAUCCCAUCAUACAAGAGCAGUUGAUGGAGCUCAAGCAUUCACACUCUGUCGACUUGAAAUCACGAAAGUCAACUAUAUGUCCAGAAUGUGAAAGACCGUUGUUUGAUGAAGAUUAUGUGGCAAACUCGUCAAUAUAUCUUCACGCAUACACUUUCGAGUAUGAUGAUAGCCGUUUUGAGACUGAGUUUCCACCUUGGGCAAAUAUUUGCUAA
This is a messenger RNA of Lodderomyces parapsilosis, 1302 nucleotides long. RefSeq lists its product as uncharacterized. The transcript has a single exon. Lineage: Eukaryota; Fungi; Ascomycota; Pichiomycetes; Serinales; Debaryomycetaceae. Gene Ontology annotation, biological process: pseudouridine synthesis. The record is from RefSeq and is a predicted model, not a curated record. The coding region runs from base 1 to 1302 and encodes 433 amino acids. Gene Ontology annotation, molecular function: RNA binding; pseudouridine synthase activity.